UAAAUUCUAGAAAAUUGAAAUUAGUAAUAAAAGGAUAUGUUGAAAAAUUGUAAAUUUAAAUACUUCGAUAGAAAUCUGCAGUUACCAAGUAUAUCGAUGCUAGCUAGUGACUAAUCUAUUACAAUUUCGAGCAGCUGGUAAUGUCAAAUUCUUCAGCCGUUUAAAGUUGCAAAUGCAAAAUUUAUAUUUUUGUGCAAUUAGAAAAAAUUUAAAUCAAAUAAAAUUAUGUCUAUUUCUGGAAAAAAUUUAAGCCUUUCCCCUGAGGCCGACUUGGAUGAAUUGAUUCAGGACACCAGUUUAUUGAUAGCUUCGGUUUACGAUAUGUUCGGUCGACCACAACGGUCACCUCGACCAGCGCAAACCAUUUUGGGACGUCGAUCACACAACAACAGUGAUAACAGUGGACAAUUUGGUAGUAGCAGUAAUACUUCUAAUUCCAGUACACCAAAAUCUCCAAAAACGCCUAGAUUAGGUAAUUCGAACAGAGCUGUACCAUCAACGCCGUCAAGUAGAGAAAUCGAUCAAGAAAUUAAUCGAAUUGAUCGCUUUUGUGAAAUGUUAGAACACAAUUUACGUUCUUCAUCUGGCGAACAAAAUCAAAUGGUUCGAGGUCCCUUGGGUUUAGCGUCACCUACGAGCCCACGUAACAGAGCAGGCAGAAGAUCACUUGAGAGUGCAGCGGCUAAUGCGGCCCGCUCUCCAACUGUAGAAGAAGUAAUUGAUUUGUGUGAUUCGAUGUCUAUGCCAGCACCACUAGCCCGACGAGCGUUGAAUUUAAGCGAUGAUGUGAUCAUAGUUACACCAACUGACGAUGAAAUCGUCGAUCUUUGUACACCAAAUCAUCGGCGAAAUACUGCACGUACCAGAAAUAUUAAUUCCAACCGAAGAUCUAUUAAUUUUAAUGGCAGUACAAAUAACUGCCGAAGUGGUAAUGAGUCACGACCACGCAUGAGAGCAUCAUCACGUUCACUUUCUUCAUCAAAUUCAUCGGCACAUUGUUCGAAUGAAGGCAGAUCCUCGCGCUGUUCCAUUUCGACAACAACAUCCACAACAAAUAUAAACCCCUCCGCCACAGCUGCUACUAAAGUCGCAAGCAAAAAGAAAUCGCCUGGUGCGAACUGCGAUGACGCCGAUGACGGAGCAAAUGGUGAUGGACGUGUACCUUUUAUGUGUGCUGUGUGCAUGGAAAGCUGCGUUAGCAACCAACCUACUUCAACCAAAUGUGGACAUGUAUUCUGCGCCAAUUGCAUACGCCAAGCAGUACGAUUGACUCGCAAGUGUCCCAUGUGUAAUACGAAACUUACCGCAAACAUGCUGUUUCGCAUAUAUGUUUGAGUGGUGACCUAACACUCGAAUAAUAAUAAAAGACUGGUCUUUUGGUUCAGCGUAUGCAACACUUGUAAACUAAAUUUUAUAAAAUUUUAUAAGAGCACCUACAUUUCAAGACUCAUUCAAAAAACAAGCAAUUAAGUGCUUUUAUUAUUUAAAUAUUUCGUUAAUAAUUUUUAGAGCUUAUUUCGUAUGAAAACUUAAUUUAAAGUAAUAAUUAGAACUACUUGACAGAAAUAAGUUCUUUUAUACCAAUUAAAAUUUAGUACCAAAUGUAGAUAUAUCGCUCAUUUCCAAUAAACUUUUAUAUUACUUUUUUGUUCAAA
Messenger RNA from Ceratitis capitata (Mediterranean fruit fly), 1655 nucleotides. RefSeq lists its product as uncharacterized. The transcript has 5 exons. Lineage: Eukaryota; Metazoa; Arthropoda; Insecta; Diptera; Tephritidae. The record is from RefSeq and is a predicted model, not a curated record. Bases 226 to 1335 code for a protein of 369 amino acids.